CGUGAGCGGGGCGCUGGGGGCCAUGUCCCCAUCCCCAGCGCGACCCCGUCCCUGCGGGGAUGCGUUUGGGGGCGAGACCUGCCCCGCGCCCCUGAAAAGGUCCGGGUGAUGCUCCAGCCCAGCGAGUACCGGAGCAAACGUGCUCCAUCCUCCUGCAUCCCUCCCCUCUGCCCCGUGGUCCCAUCCUGCUCCCCACCGGAGCAUCCCCGCGGCGGCAGAGCCCGUGCCGUGCCGCUGAAACCAGGGCAGGUUCGCACCAGCAUGGCCGAACGCUGAAUUUGGUGCGCUGCCCGCACGGGGAGGGAGGAGAGGAGGACGUCUCUGCUCCCGGGGGUUGUCUGUACGUCCGUCCGGCUGCAACAGGAAACCCAACACCGUGGCGGCGGGGACAAAGUGCUGCGCUCUCCCCUCCUGCGGUGCGGGGUAUAAAACCUCCCAGAGGGUCGAGACCUGCCUGCAGCUCUCUGCCUGCGGGUGAGGGGGACUCGCUGCACCCUAGGUCAGGGUCCCCUUCUCCCGACGCACCCCAGGCAUCGCCUCCGCCUCCGACCCCCCCCUCGGCUCCUCUCCCUGCAGCCCCGGGGCUGCUGCUGUGUCCCGACGCCAUGGCCACGGGCGAGCUGACCGAGCUGGAGACGGCCAUCGAGAAGAUCGUCACCGUCUUCUUCACCUACGCCGGGAAGGAGGGCAAGAAGGGCACGCUGACGGCUGGCGAGUUCAAGGAGCUGGUCCAGCUCCAGCUGCCCAACCUGAUGAAGGACGUCCCCUCUCUGGAGGAGAAGAUGAGCGAGCUGGAUGUGAACAACGACGAGGAACUGAAAUUUGGCGAGUACUGGCGGCUGAUCGGGGAGCUGGCGAAGGCCAUGCGGAGGGAGAAAGCGGGGAAGAAGAAGUGACGGGGCUGGUGGGGAAACCCGGCUGAUGUGGAGCUAAUAAAAAAGGUUUUCCUGAG
Messenger RNA from Grus americana (Whooping crane), 952 nucleotides. It is a transcript of the gene S100A13, whose product is annotated as S100 calcium binding protein A13. The coding region runs from base 606 to 896 and encodes 96 amino acids. The transcript is spliced from 3 exons. The record is from RefSeq and is a predicted model, not a curated record. Gene Ontology annotation, biological process: positive regulation of canonical NF-kappaB signal transduction; positive regulation of cell population proliferation. Gene Ontology annotation, molecular function: RAGE receptor binding. Gene Ontology annotation, cellular component: perinuclear region of cytoplasm. Lineage: Eukaryota; Metazoa; Chordata; Aves; Gruiformes; Gruidae.